GAGUGUACUUUCAUUUUGACAACACGGUCAUGUGUCAGACAUGGCUGUGCCAUUCUUCAAUGACACACGGUAUUUUAGCUUUAGUGUAAAACUUCUGUUAUCGGAAUGUGAAGACGCAGCGAAACCUCCAGAAAACACCCAGGAUAUUGCUUCUGAAUGGAGUCUCGGGGCAGAGAUAUCCUCGUGGUUGAGGAAAAACAUUUUUUAUAACGAGAAAGUGAAAGUUGAUACCUCAUGUUCGCUGAUCAGAAGCUACCAAGGAGAGCUGGACAUAUAUAGUGGAUUUAUUCUUGCGUGCAUUUUUGUAAUUUUCUUCACGUUAGUGCUGCCCUUAACUUUCGUCAAGAUUUUGGAUUUCUUUGAUAAGAAGUCGUGGAGAUUGUUAACAGAACAGAUAACUAGGCCUAGUAAAGACGAUGAUUCCAUUUCUGAAGACUUGGAUGCUAAUGAAUACAAUGAAACAGCUGCAACAAAACCCACAUCACGGGAAUUUAUUCCUCUCUCUCACACUGCUUCUUACUCUGGGAAUACAUUUACCCCCAGCUGUGACCUCCCAUCAUUCCUGAGGCGGACCGUGGAUUGUCUGUUCCAAGAGCUUGACAAACUCUUGAUAGGAAGGAAUCCGCCUCAACAAGAAGGUCCUCUACACAGUACGGUGACUUCUUCCGUCCGUCUACCACGCCGAGCCUUACCUAGAGCCAGCGGAAGGCAGAACAGUUCCCCUACAUUGUCCUCACAGAACAACGAGGAUGAUACUGAAGCUCUCGCCUACAGAGAGUUCCUACAUAAUAUAGUAUACAACGGCACUUGUACUCAGAUGAUUGACAUCCCAGAAUCUGUCCAACGGCCACUGCAAGGAAAAGGUAGAAAAUUGAUGGACUUCUACCUCAAUUGCUGUAUGGUCAGCUUUGAGGAGGUUUGUGUGUCAAACUUAAUAGUUAAAUAUACCAUUCACCUUAUAGACAAAGUUCUUAAAACAAUGAAGCCAUAUAAUGGUAUCAGAUAUAUACAGUGUUGUCCAACCGGAAGCAUGCUGAAAGGCACAAAGGUUGGGGCUGCAAAUCAAAGUGACUAUUUCUUUGUAUUCCAAUGUACAGAGUUUGGACUGUCGUCUUUUAUUGAUCACAGUAUAAAUUCAGAUAUCCCACCUGGUAAACUUGUGUUAAUUGUUGCAGAAAGUGAAAACACUGAAGAGGACCCAUCGAAGCUUCUUAAACCAUUUCAAAAUAGAAGGUGCAUUUCCCCUCAAGAGUUCCUCAACUCCGUGUGUGAACUGACUGACAUCGCAUUACAAAAACUGUACAAAGAGGGAAGACCAAUGAUUGACCGCUUACCCUUCAGAAUUCAGAGGACCACUAGCCCUGGCUUAAACCUGUCUCUCGAUACAAGGAACGUCAUCGGAUUCCAUAACCCUGAUAUUAGAAUCCAGCUGAUUCCCUCCCUACUGUUAAGUUCAAACAAGUGGAUCAACCCAGUGAAUCUCUAUGCUGUUCCCACUUGGUCAAACAUAGACUUAAAAUGCAAAGUGACCCCAAGAGAUCGAUACAGCACCUACCCACCACAAGCCAGCACAACUCACGAUGUCUUCUGGAGCAUGUCUUUUGGUGAGCUAGAACAUUUAUUUCUCAACAAGGUGGAUCAGAAAUGUUAUUAUAAUGGGGUCUAUGGGUGUCAUAGAAUUGUUAUUCAGAUUUUGAAAUUUUUGUUUGCUCCACAGUCCAAGAAGACAUUGCUAAGUAGGGGAGAAGUGACAUCAUAUAUGAUAGAAACAAUUGUGAGUUACAUGUUAGUAGACAGUAAAGCUGAACAGUGGGGAAUAGAUAGCCUCUCUGAUCGUGUAUCUGAUGCUGUAAACUUUCUGAAGAGAGCCCUUCAAAAUGGCCGCCUUCCCAACUUCUUUAUCAACAAUCCACACCUCACUGGCGAGUCUGAAUUUCUGAGACAAAUCAAACUUUUGUCUCCUGGGAGACAAGACAACUUGCUAGGAAACGUGAACACAGACACACUGGGUAAAAUGAUGAACUUUGUGAACAGCAGAUUAGCGGAAUUUGGUCUGGAAAACUGUGUCAAAUCGGAGUACUCAGAAGACAUGUGGGAAUACGAAUAUUUUGUGUUUUUGUGAGUCGAUCAACUUUAAAAAAUAAUUUGCUUUUAAAUUAUUUUUUGCUAUUUUUUGUACAAGAUCUGAUAUUUAUUUAUUGCAUUUAUUGCCUUUUGUGUUCAAUAUUGUCAAGAUUAUGUUUUGGUGAACGGUGAUAUCGGUUAAAUUAAAUAAACACACUUCUUAUAUUCACUUGUUCAUGUGUUUAUAAAAAGGGCACCGAUGUUAGCGUUUUAAUACUGUUCUUAUUGCUAACACUCCACACAACGC
Molecule: messenger RNA, 2371 nt
Organism: Saccostrea cuccullata (small rock oyster)
Lineage: Eukaryota; Metazoa; Mollusca; Bivalvia; Ostreida; Ostreidae
Exons: 1
Coding region: 41-2122 (693 amino acids)
Source: RefSeq, a predicted model, not a curated record